GGGAGACGCGUGUGCUCAGCCAGGAGCUGCUGAGAGAUCCCUCAUCGCCUGAUGCCUUAACAUCGCUUGUGAAGAAGGGCAUGUUAAGCUUUUGUGCCUUUGAGUUGUGUCUUUCGCGGAGAGCGCAGGCAGAGUCGGCAGAUGUGCUUUUGUGGCGGCAGCAGCUGCUGUGAAGGAGGGGCUGCCAGAUCCUCGCUGGAGGCUGGAGCAGCCCGGGGGGAUGCGGGCGUGCCGGGUACCGCGGGGAACUGCGCGCCACUUGUUGCUGAGAGCGGCUUUUAGUCUGCCAGGGACGAAAUGUUCGCUUAAAGAGGGACACAGGAGCGGUCUGGGGACUGUAAUCCAUCACUGAACCCACAUCUGAGCUCCCUCUUGUGCGUCUUUCAUUAUUUUCCGCAGUGUGAGCUGUCUUCCUUUGUCCUCUUCCGCCUGCUCAAAGUUUUUGAAAUUUUGUAAUUAAAAUAUUCGUCCCUGAAGCUGAGAAAUAGGGUUUCAGCAGUCCCUGACUGGGAGCCCCCAUCCUGCUGCUUGACCCUGGCCGGCCAAAUGUUAAGUGGAGCAGUUGAAGUAGUAGAGCAGAUACAGGGAAAAUGCUUCAGGAAUGCUCACAGAACGCCCAGCAACUCAUUUCGAAGGCAGUAAAUGUAAUAUGCAUUUUGCUUUAAUUUUCAGGAAUAUGUUAAGUAGUAAUGGCAGCUCCUACAAGUUUUCCAAUCAGUAGUUUUUCGGAAAUAGAUUUGGGUUGGGGUUUUCUUAGGAGCUUUCUGGAGAGGGUUGUUUUUUGUUUCGUUGGUUUUGGAGGGAUUUUUGUUUCUUUGUUUUAGAUGAAAGCAGUCAUUGGAGCAGGGAUUGCAUUGGAUACACUUUGUAGGGCACUUAGAUGGUAGUCACAAAAUCAUCUAAUGCAUUUAGGUGGGAAUAUAAAUUUUAAAUUUUGUCUUGUUUCUCAAACUAAAUCUAUAUAUGCAUUAGAAACUGACCUUUGCAACAGUCUUUAAACUAGGUAGUAGCAUUUUCUUGAUGAUUGAGAAGGUUAGGGAAGUUUUAGCAGAGAGCUUGAGGAACUUUCUCCAGCCACACAUGAAGAGCACCAGAGGAACAUUCCUACACCCGUUCCAAGAGUCCUUUACAAGUGUUCAUUUUUUGUCCCUUUGGACACAGUCACUGGUGUUUGCCAGGAACUCCUUCUCUAGAUGAUAUGACAAGUUUUAAUUUUUAUUUUUCCUACCUAGAAGAUCUGCCUUGAUCCAAUUAUGAAAAGAUGUUUAGAAAAGGAAAAAAGCGACACAGCAGCAGCAGCUCACAAAGCAGUGAAAUCAGCACCAAAAGCAAGUCUGUAGAUUCCAGUCUCGGGGGACUUUCCAGGUCUAGUACUGUGGCCAGUCUAGAUACAGACUCCACAAAAAGUUCAGGACAAAGCAAUAGUAAUUCUGAUACAUGUGCAGAAUUCAGAGUUAAAUAUGUUGGUGCCAUUGAAAAAUUGAAAUAUACUGAGAGCAAAAGUCUUGAGGGGCCAUUGGACUUGAUAAAUUACAUAGAUGUUGCACAGGCUUUUGUUUGUUUCCCUCCAAAGCAAGAUGGAAAGUUACCUUUUGUUCCAGGUGAAGAGGAGUUUAUUAUGGGAGUUUCCAAAUACGGCAUUAAAGUUUCAACAUCUGAUCAGUAUGACGUGUUACACAGGCAUGCUCUCUAUCUAAUUGUACGGAUGGUCUGCUAUGAUGAUGGUCUGGGAGCAGGAAAAAGUUUACUGGCUUUGAAGACAACAGAUGCAGCCUCUGAAGAAUGUAGCCUCUGGGUAUAUCAGUGCAAUAGUCUGGAACAAGCACAAGCCAUUUGCAAAGUGUUAUCUACAGCCUUCGAUUCAGUUUUAAUGUCGGAGAAGUCCUGAUUUUCUUGGGCAGCACGUGAGUGUGUAGUACAAGAGGCCUUUGUGAUACCACAGACUGGCUGCAGCCACACAAUCCUAAGACAGACUUGCUGUGCAAAGAGCCACACAACCUAGCACAUGGUACUCUGUCAUUCCUCAAACAUGACUUGAAGAAAUUAUUCCAUCUUCAGGUUUCAGGACAAGAAUUUUAUAUUUAACAUGAUUUUUUUUUUCCUAAACCAUGUUUUGUAUAUUAAUGUCAAUAUUGUAGAAAUGUAAAAUAAAACUGACACUUCUGCCUCCUUGUCCGAGAAACAAUUUAUUAAUACAGGCUUGGGUUCUGCUUAACCCAGAUAUUAGAACAAAACAAAAGCAAAGUGUAAAAGGGAGUCAUCUGGUGCUUUACACCUUUAAUCAUAGGUGAGCCAUCUACACAGUUUCUAUGUUCAGCUAAAGUCCACAAGAUGUACUUUUUUUUCCUCAUGUGCUAGUUAUUAGUAUUUAUCAUUUUUACACAUUAAAAAGAACAGUAUUGCCUAAGCAAUGCAAAGGAACAGAAGAGAAGCAGACAAAGAUUUUAAAAGUAGUUUUAUUUUUCCAGACAUUUGACUGGUUGACAAGAGUAAAAUUUAUUAAUCAUGCUCUAAUUAUAAAUCACUGCAUCCAGGACAUUGAAAAUAAGAGUUGAUUUUAGGUUAUACAAUAUAUACAGUUGCUCUGCAACUAAACAAAAUAAAAACAACAGAAUUGAAUAUUAUACAUCUCGUAGCAUUCUAAGCUGCAUUUUAAGUGUCACUUGCUCCUUUUUAAACAGUUAACACAGCAACCUAAUAGUCUGUCUAUUAACAGUUUUUUUGAGUCAUUAUUUUAAUCAGAUUUGAAAAGUUGUAUGAAAUAUGCCAAAAUUUUGGACUUAAAAUUCUUGAUUUUAUAUUAUAAAUAGAUAUCUACAGGCUCUAGAAUUUCUUUUUCUCUGCCAGAGGAGAAAACUUUGAGAAACAUGGGAAAUCAAGGGAUAAAUUUUGCUUAGCUGCUCUUUAUUGGUCCUCAGGAUUUUAUCUGUCUGCACUGGUAGUGCUAUUAAGUUGUAGUCUAAAAGUCUCCUAGUUUCUAAGUGACCAGUUGUGACAUUUUCGUGUAUUCCUCUUCUAGCAGAACUCAAGGAAAAUUUGCAUAAUUUUUUAACUUUACGAAUUGUUACAUACACUAUAAGAUUCUGUGUUAAAAAUACUGUACAUUAGGAGAUCUGUGCAAAAUAAUAUGCCCAUUUACUCUCUAGACUCUAUCAGGGAUAGAAACAUACAAAAUAGUGUCGCAAACUGAACAUAUCAGUAAGUGAAUAAAACUGUAGUGCUAAACUAUUACUCUAUCAUUUUACUGGGAACUUUGAAAAUACGGACUAAUUUGCUUUGACUUGCAAUAAAAAUAUCUUGAAACAUU
Pipra filicauda (Wire-tailed manakin) is the source of this 3307-nucleotide messenger RNA. It is a transcript of the gene ITGB1BP1, whose product is annotated as integrin subunit beta 1 binding protein 1. The transcript has 6 exons. The record is from RefSeq and is a predicted model, not a curated record. Gene Ontology annotation, biological process: negative regulation of substrate adhesion-dependent cell spreading; negative regulation of focal adhesion assembly. NCBI's taxonomy places the organism in Eukaryota, Metazoa, Chordata, Aves, Passeriformes, Pipridae. Bases 1262 to 1888 code for a protein of 208 amino acids. Gene Ontology annotation, molecular function: integrin binding. Gene Ontology annotation, cellular component: cytoskeleton; ruffle; cell periphery.